Messenger RNA from Cyclopterus lumpus (lumpfish), 2073 nucleotides. RefSeq names its product G patch domain and ankyrin repeats 1 (gene gpank1). Lineage: Eukaryota; Metazoa; Chordata; Actinopteri; Perciformes; Cyclopteridae. The coding region runs from base 565 to 1647 and encodes 360 amino acids. Gene Ontology annotation, molecular function: protein binding; nucleic acid binding. The transcript has 4 exons. The record is from RefSeq and is a predicted model, not a curated record.
CGCGAGUCACGUGACGAUGCUGUUUACAAAGAGGAAGGAAGAGGGACGAACAGGCGAAGUUAACGUUAGCUUCAAGAGAAGUAGAUUUAUAAUAGUAAAUAAAUUAAGUCAGGUUCUGGUUCUAGUUGACGACGUGACCCGGAUCCCGUUUUUUAAAGCGACGUAACGUGACCGGGUGAAGAGCCUUCCGCAUCUUGAAUGAGCAGGUUUUAAUAAAGCGAAACGCUAAUGCUAAGCUAAAGCUAGCUAGCCAUGUUAGCUCACAGCUAACGAAGCUAGCUAACGUUAACUUCUUUCCUAUGACAACAAAGACUGGGCAUUAACCUUUGUAUUAUUAUUUAUUAUUAUUCUGAGAGAUACAUUGACGCACUGUGAAAUAGUAUUUGGUUAAAUAUAAUAUGUGUGAAAAGUUGUUUUAAAAUGAUAUUAACCUGACGUCACGCAUCACAAUACUUAACGUUAGUUUACUGUAAUAACGUUACCAGUGGCUGACAGGCCGACGGUUUGCUCCCGUAGCUAACGAGAGACCAUUGCUUCUAGCUUGGUGAGCCGGCGUCACUCUUCAUGGCCGCUUUGGGCUUCACUCCUGCCAGCGGGCAGGAUCUUUUCUGCCUCGAGGCGACCGAACUGUCGAGCUCUAAAACGGGCAUUGCGCUUAAUGGCGAAGAGGUCAGGCAGUUCUACGAAAAUUUAAUGAAAGAGGGCAAAGGGCAAGAUGCAUCAAGGAGAGAGAAAGAGUGUGGCCGGGAGCAUCGGAAUAAACAGAGGGAUGGAGAGUCCAGUCGAAGGGCGAGGAGGAGAGCCAGGGCGGCGGAGAUGCAGCCGAGUCAAAGUGGGAUUAGUGGUGAACGUGACGCAAGAAGACCGACCAUCAUCUCAGAAAGCACCAUGGAGCUCCUGGGGCUCCGGCUGCUGCGCUGUGCCCAUGAAGGAGACACCUCUGGCCUCAAAGACCUUCUCUCGAAAGGGGUCGACAUCAACGUCCAGGAUACUUACUUCUGGACGGCGGUGAUGUGCGCCAGCUGGUCAGGACAGAGAGCUGCAGUGAGACUGCUGCUGCAAGGUGGAGCAGCCUGGGUGGGAGUGGUCGAUACACAGGGCAGGGAUGCCAAAGACCUGGCACUGGAAGCGGGACACAAUGAGGUAUUGGAGGAGUUGGAGAGCUACGGGAGAAGUACGCAGAGAGACACACAAUCUGAUUACAGCGCCCCCCCGGCUCAGUGGUGCGCCGUGUGUCGUAGCGAGUACAGCGACAGCCUGCCGUCGCACGAGUCCUCCACUCUGCAUCAGUUCAGUCUGCGGCGGGCUCCACCCACCCCCUAUUACUGCCUCCCCCCCUCCAGCAACAGCUACAAGAUGAUGGUUCGUUGUGGCUGGAAACCGGGUUCGGGACUGGGGCCGGAGGGGGAGGGGCCUCACCAGCCGGUGCCGACUGUGCUGAAGAGAGACCAGACAGGCCUGGGUUUUGGACACAUGAAAAGAGCCAAAGUGACUCACUUCCAACCCAGGGAUUGUGAUGCAGUGAAACGACCAUCUAAGGGGAGAGAGGAGAGAGGAGGGAAAGGACAGAGGAAGGAAGACAGUAGGAGAAAGGAGCUAAAAGAUAAGAACUGGGAGAGAGAUUUCCGUGCCUCUUUUUAUCUUUGACACCGGCUCACAGGAACUUCUUCUCAAGCCGCUCUCUCAACACACCUGAAAAGUUUCUCUAAAAACAUUAAACGUAUCUAUCACACAGACAAUUUUGUAUCUGUUUUUUUGUUCACUUUGAACUGUGCCGGUGUUUGUGAAGCGGCCGGGAGAAACAUGAAUACCGUGGCUAUCUCAAAGCCCCGUGCCCAUAUAUGGAAUCCUGAAUGUGGCCUUGAUUUUCUUUCUUUUUUUAAUCUGAAACAUGAUUGCGUUUACUCUGUCCGACCAAAUAUUGUGAUUUUGAUCCACUGAGACUGUUUAAAAAAAAAAAAAAAAAGGUCAAUGGACUUUAUUUUAAUUUAUAUCAAAACACAUACCGUCAAACCCUGGUCACGAUCUAUGAAAAGAAACUUUUGUAAUACAAUACAAAUCAUUACUAAGGAA